GGGUAUACCGCAGGCAGACGCCAGGGGACGCUCUCCGCGACGUUCCUCGACGCUCUCCGACGCCGAUUCAGUCGUACGGCCGACGUCGCGACGCGCACAGUCGUGCCGCUUGAUUUCCCUCUGUUAUUCUGUCUGCUUCCUGCUGUUCCCCCGAAUCCCCUUUAUAGUUUUAAUCUCCUGACAGAAUUCUCGCCUUGCUCAAAGCCCGACGUUCCCUUCCUUUCCCGUCAAGCAGUCUAUUAUUAAAUCACACGUAUACAAAGAGACGCCAUGCGUCUCGGGGUGCUUCCUAACACGCGCCCAUGGACUUUGACGUCACCAGGAUUCCUCUGUCGAUAGUUUAUACAAAAGUACCAGGUAAAGAGUAAUACCUGCGCGUUGAUUAAGCACAGAAGGAACUACGUUUACACGGUGUUCGUCGUUCAACAGUCAAACCUCGGGUUGAUACAGAUGACGCCGCUAUGCACGUUACUUAAGUGGGGGAUCUGUAAGGCACAGGAGGGUUUCUAUUAUUAAACCAGACUUUGUCGCUACGUUAGUCUCGUUGACUACCGAGUCACUCGGAUUCGAAGACGCUCUUUGUACAAAUAAAAUGUAUCUUUACUGAAAGUACUGUUCUUGCCUACGAAUACAGGCUCUUUCAUACGGUCGUGAUAUCAACGCUGGACAAGGAUUCGCUGUUACAUCGUUCAGGAGAAUCCUUAAACAUCUGUCUGUCUAUACGGAGUUGUACGUACAUAACCUAGUUAUUCCGAGUCGCGCGUGUUUAUGUGCCUCCGUCUCGUUCUCACUCGUCGUGUCCUUUGUGCAUUCCCACGAAGUCGGUUUUGAAUAAAAAGGAACAGUGAAAAUAUAAAAGAAAUAUGGCACGGGCAGUAAGCUUUAUUAUAAGCUCGUUUGCGCCCAGUGGAAAACCUUGGCCCUUUGUCCUAGAACGUUGCGUGCGCUGGCUACGUUUCUAUUAUUAACACAGCAGAAACGUAUGGCCGCCUACGUUGUAUCACCGACAGCACUGGAUUCCCUGGAGUUUACUAUAUACAUUGGAUGCUGUGACUUUUAUAAACAUUUCACGCUAUUUCAUCUUCAAGACAACGGGAAAGCAGGCUUCUUAUUCAAACGAGGCAAUAUCUUCGAAGUUAAUCAUGAAAUUGUCCGUUGGGAUAACGUGCACAAGGUGUGUGGACAAUAUUCGGCAGUGCGACUGUGUCCAGUGACAUAAAUAACGUACGCCAAUAAAAUAACCUGAGGACAAGACUGAAUUAUAAAUAUUGUGUGGAAAAUUGUGAAAAAUUGUCAAGUAAAUGUAUCAACGUGAACCAGUGAACGAUUCGACGAUGAAUUGAUAAUGGCGUGAAGAAGACGAAGUGAAAUUAAUCGACAGGAAUUCAAUCACAGUACGAAAUCUACUUAAAAGUCGGAUGCCAUUAUCCUCGUGGAUCCUAGCAAAUUGAGAGCAAGCUAAUCAGAAGGCAUUUCAUAAUCAGGAUAUCGAUUAUUUAUUAUCGUAAAAGUAUUAAUAGGAUGAAUAGAAGGUGACAGUGAUGGUUAUCGUACCAUGACUAAACGCAUCUCUAAAAAUCAUCUCUUAAAAUCUCCACGUAGAGUGUGCCUCUUAUCAGUGUCAUGAUAAUCAUUUCUACAUUGCGAGAAAUUCAUGCUAUUCUAAAAGGAUAGUCCGACUCAUAGUUCGCGUCUUGUCAGAUGAGAUGACAGUGCUGUGCAUCCUCUGGGCGACUUUGUCCACUGUGGCAUCGAUCCUAGCCUGUUCAGGCUUCUAUCUGCCCUACUGGAUCCAGGGAAGAUUACUCGGGAAAGCCGACGCAUAUUUCAGCUCGUUCCGACGCUGCAAUUAUCCAAGAAUACGAGCCCCCAACGCCACUCCAGAAAUUGUUUACGAGUGCGCCAGGUAUUCCAGCUUUUGGGACAUUCCCAGCGCAUGGUGGCAGGCCAGUACAGUCACUAUGGGAAUCGGCGUGGCUUUGACUGUAAUCGGUACACUCACCCUGCUUGCCGCAGCCUCCUCCUUCCUGCCCCACGUACUGAGAACCCCGAAGCACACCAGACUCCUGGGUUCCUUGCAGCUACUAGCCGCUGUGAUGAUAUGUGGAGGAUUGGUUAUGUAUCCGAUCGGAUGGGACAACCGUGAGGUGCGGGAAUCCUGUGGAAAGUCUGCGAACGUCUACAAUCUCGGAAAGUGUUCCGUCUCCUGGUCGAGUCAUCUUCUUGCAGGAUCCGUCGCUCUACUGAUGCUCUGCUUUGGUCUCAGCUUUUGCGCCGCCCGACACAAGCCCCAGCAUCCACACUCGGAUCCUCUGCGCAUUUGACAAUCGAGAUACUCGCAGUCCAUUCACGCGUAUGCAUCCCCCAAGACAACCACCCUGUCCUUCGUCACCGUUUGUUGAUCCUUUAGGGUGGUUGGUAUUCUUCAUUCUCCAAGGACUCUCACGAAUUAUCAUUGAAAUUUCGAGUAGCCCUUACUGGAUGAUUAACUAUGUCGACUAUUCGUCAAACCUCUCAUGUGUGCCGAUGCACUUUGACAUUACAAUUAAUUGAGGCGUCAAUCGAUCGCUGUCGGUCUACUAAUUCCUCUUAAACGUGACUCCUGUGUAGCAUGAGACUAAACAGCGGUAAUAAUCGUGAGAGAUUGGCGGGUGAAGCUGUACGACGUUCAUGGACGUGUGUCCGUGCACGCGCGUGAUGGAUUGCGUUGAUUUAAGUAAAAGAGAUAAGUCACUGAAAAGAUUUAAAAACAAAAGACUCAGUCUUCGCUCCAGACGUCAUCGUGUACGAUACGUGUGUAAGUUGAGAAUAUUAAGGAAGAUAUUUAUAACGUGGUGCUAAGAGGAUGUAAAUGGGGCAUGCGGAUGGGUUCGCGAUGAAAAUCUGCAUAGUCGGAUUUGCUUAAAGAUAUCUAUGUAUGUCAAGUGAGGUCUUGACGAGGAACGCCGGUGUCUAACGGGAGCUAAUGACGGCAACUGAGAAGAUACGAGGAUAAUAACCUAAAUUGUGUAUAAUAACCCAUAAAUAGCUGGUUGUGUAAAUAAGUCGAAAGAUUGGGCGAUAUAAAUGUUACGUAUUAUUAUAUUUUAUAAUAAAAAUGGUUUUGCCGAUUA
Molecule: messenger RNA, 3113 nt
Organism: Cephus cinctus (wheat stem sawfly)
Lineage: Eukaryota; Metazoa; Arthropoda; Insecta; Hymenoptera; Cephidae
Product: LHFPL tetraspan subfamily member 6 protein
Exons: 5
Coding region: 1707-2324 (205 amino acids)
Cellular component (GO): membrane
Source: RefSeq, a predicted model, not a curated record